Messenger RNA from Cicer arietinum (chickpea), 934 nucleotides. RefSeq names its product high mobility group B protein 1. Lineage: Eukaryota; Viridiplantae; Streptophyta; Magnoliopsida; Fabales; Fabaceae. The record is from RefSeq and is a predicted model, not a curated record.
GUCACUAAAAAACCUUACCGGCUGUUCCGGUCAUAUUUGGCUGUACUUGAAACCCUCUUUGUAACCUUAGUAGCUUGGAUUCUCUGCUUUCUAGUUCUUGUCUUCGGUUCUGCUUCGCUUGUUGAAGAUCCUCUCUCCGCUCUUUCCUUCAUCAAUUUCUAAGGAGCUUAGACGAUGACAAAGGGAAAGGGAACAGGAAGGACUUCAAGGGACGUAUUGAAACCAGUUGAUGACCGAAAGGUAGGAAAGCGAAAGGCUGCUUAUAAACCGGAGAAGAGCAGCGCACCAAAGCCUACUAAGAAGGAGAAGAAGGCCAAAAAAGAUCCCAACAAACCGAAAAGACCUCCGAGCGCUUUCUUUGUCUUCCUUGAGGAGUUCAGAAAGACUUUUAAGGCAGAAAAUCCUACUGUGAAGGCCGUAUCAGCUGUUGGAAAGGCUGGAGGAGAAAAAUGGAAAUCCUUGACUAAGGCCGAAAAAGCUCCAUAUGAAGCCAAGGCUGCAAAAAGGAAAGUUGAGUAUGAAAAACUUCUGAAUGCUUAUAACAACAAGGCAAGUUCAGCGGAUGAUGAGGAGGAGGAAUCUGACAAAUCCAAAUCCGAAGUUAAUAAUGAAGAUGAAGCAAGUGCAGAGGAUGACCACCAAGACGAGGAUGAUGAUGAUGAGGACGACGAUGAUGAUGAGGAAGAUGAUGAUUGAGAUUGGUGUGUAUAAAUUAAGAUAUGAUGUUUCAUUGGUGGAGGGAGGCUAUUAUAUAGUUUGUCUCUGCAUAUUAGGAUACUUUUGGAUAUUUGUGUUGGUUGAAUAUCUGUCUUGUCUUGCUGGUAUGAUAUUUUGCCAGCUUCCCUCAGUUGUUAGUUAUUGUACUUAAAUUCUCCUUUGUGCACUGCUGCCUCAAAUGUGUUGGCUGAAGUAAUAUAAAUUUCUUUUUUAUCAA